Pestalotiopsis fici W106-1 is the source of this 2205-nucleotide messenger RNA. RefSeq lists its product as uncharacterized. The coding region runs from base 1 to 2205 and encodes 734 amino acids. NCBI's taxonomy places the organism in Eukaryota, Fungi, Ascomycota, Sordariomycetes, Amphisphaeriales, Sporocadaceae. The record is from RefSeq and is a predicted model, not a curated record. The transcript has a single exon.
AUGCCAAGCAUUGGAGAAAAGAUCAAGUCAGUCUUUACGACUGAACACUCUGCUGAAGCCGAGAAAGGUGUUGUUGACCAUCGAACUCCUGGCUCAUUCCCCGAGGAAGAUUCUGCUGCGCAAGAUCAACAUCAACACAGAGAGCACCAUGAGCACAACAAGCUUCACAAGCGAGACGACCCUCGUGAUUAUACCAUUCCCAUUAGCCAAGAGAACCCUUCCGCGGCAGGUUACAGUCACAAGCCCGUGGACUCGGGGGUAGGACUGGGGGGACAGCCACUCGCACAUGAUUCCGUCAAGAAUAUCUCUGCGUCGCCAGCUACACAACCAUAUGCUCACGACAAUAGUAGACAAGCAACAGAUGAGCAAAACCGGCCUGACACGUCUGCUGUGCCUGGCACUGGCCUUGUGGCUGCUGGCGCCGGCGGUGUCCCUGCGAGAGCACUCGGCGAGGAUCGCUCUGGUCAAAAGCCGCUGUCUGGAAUUGCUCACGAUGGUCAUGCUUCCACUUCUCGAGAUACCCCUUUGGAUCGUUCUGGUCUUUCUGGUACAGAAGCGGGAAACAACCCUGGAUAUACAAGCCAUCAGGGGACUACUGGCAUUGGAGCUGCUGCAGUCAGUGGUGCACAUGACAAUUCUCUACCAAGCCAAGCGUCGCGCCGGGACGUUGCGGACAGCAAAGACUCUUCUGCCGCGCAGAAAGAGGAACCAUAUUGGGGAGAUUUGCCGCAGGGUUCUGGCGUCUAUAAUACAGUGAUUGGUCAUGGUAGUGGCGAGGAUACAUCAACACAACACCGCGCAAUUCCCAGGGGCCCAGAUGAUGGACAGUCACCACGCAAUGCUGCCUCGAGCUCUUCCCCAGAUCAGCUCAGCUAUGGUUCGGGUGUUUACAAUACUGUUACCGGACACGGCAGUAAUGACGAGCAUGAUGCUAUGCACUACAAUGAGGAUGGACACAGAGUCUUUCCACUAAACGACAGCCAUGACACGAGCCAUGAUCGCCACAUUGGCGAGGCUGGAACAGCCAUGGGCGUAGGUGCCGCGGCGUAUGGCGCUUCGCAGCAUCACAAACAUGCCAAGGAGGCAGAUGCAGGGACUCUUCCAUCCGGCGGUAACGUGACUGGCACGGAAGCCCGUCGUCCUUUGCAAGACACCAUGAAUGUAACACCUACCAACACUCGAGAUGCCGGUGGCGCUGCAUUAGCUGGACGGCACAAGGAUCAGACUCAACAUGUCACUGGAGGACGUACAACUGCACAAGAUUCCAAUGAUUACAAUUCCAAGGCAGCUGAUCCCACCGGUCAUCAACACAAGAUUACUGGUUUUCUGCACCGCAGACACGACGAAGAAGGUGGAAGCACUGCGCACAAGCGAGCAUCUGAUAUUGUUACAGAUGAUUCAGUCACUUCUGGCUCAACUAGCAGACCCGAGCUUAAGCAAUCACUCGAAGAUGACAGCUCUCACAGAAACAGAAAUGCGGCGGGACUUGCUGGAGUUGGCGCCGGCGCAGCCAUGGGAUAUGGUCUCUCGCGCCAUGAAAAGCAACAUGAGAAUGAUACUCCUGUUCAAUAUCAACCAGAGCAGGCUUCUACAAUCAACAACGCACAAACCUCUCUUUCUCAUGGAACAACUAAUCAGCCUGCUGGAUACGCCGAAAACGAUUCCCAAUUUCAACAAUCCAGACAGACGCCUUCUAAUGUAGUUCAUGACGAUCGUCAUGCGAGUCAAGCUCGCAACCUAGCUGGUGUGGGAGCAGCGGCCGGAGCUGGAUAUGGUGCUUCCAAGAUGGCCCAGCACGAGAAGCAACCUAUCGACACGAGAAACCAGACUGGAAUCGCAUCUGGUUCAAUACGCACUCCCGAAAACACCUCUGUGCAAAGUGCUGCUUAUAAUUCAUCAACUUCCACCAAACACGAUUCCUAUGAUCACCUUGCAAGUGGUACCGCCUCUGGCGUCGCUCGAGACACGCACGGCCAUGGUCAGAGCAACCUGGCAAACACAGCUAGUGGACAACCAGAGUCUUCCCAAUACACUCCUGGAAAUCAAGGUGGUCAGAGCCCAUACAACGUCUUGGCCUCUGGCACCCCAUCCGGUGUUCAAGUCGAAAACAAGCCCUCUACAAACUUGCACACUUCAAGUACUCCUUCGAGCCAGCCACUAUCAAAAGUUUCUGAAGACUGUCCUAAAUGCGGUGCGACAAAGUAA